GCUCAUGAGCGUGACAGCCUUGAAGCGUUCCCGGUUCCACUAAUGCCUGGCAGAGCUCUGGCCCCCAGUCCCCUAUGAGUUCAUCACUGCUGCGUUCUGCUUCGCCCCAGGCAUUUAGCCCCGAUCGCAAGAACAGCAUCAUUAGGAGGCAGAGACAGGAACUCAAGCUUUUAAUUUCAGAGCUCAAAGAUCGUGACAGGGAGCUCAAUGACAUGGUGGCAGUGCAUGAGAGACAUAUUCAGGCCUGGGAAGAUGAUCGCCAAAAAAUACUGAGUUUAGCAGAACGAUGCAGCUUAUUAACUAGUGAGCUGAACGAGAGAAAUGCAGUUAUAAAAUCAUUGACCAAAAAGUUGAAGUUACUAGAAUCCCAGCAUAAUGAUAGUAAGAUAACACUUGAAAACACACAAGAGAAGUUUAAAGAGCUCACUCAAAAAAUAACAGAUUCAUCUGUUCACUGCCAGGCUCUGGAGGAGAAAAAUCAGAGUCUCCACUGCUCAGUUUUGGAACUGUCUGCUAAAACAGGCCAGCUGCAAGCGAGGGAACAGGAGCUUCUCAGGAUGCUUCAGCUGAAGGACAAAGCCUUAAUUGAAACAACUGAUCAGAUUACUGAGGUUACAUCUAAAUUUAAAACACUGGAGAAUGCAUUGCGUGCUGCAAAGCUUGAGGAAUUCAGUCGCAACAGAGAGCAGCAAGACCUCAAGCUGACACUGAAUGAUGUCGUGUUUCAAGUAAAUAAGAUGAAAGAUGUCCUCUCUGAAAAGAUGAAAGAAAGCAGCAAGCACCAGGAAGAAAUCAGUCACCUGAAACAUGAAAAUGGCUGCUUGAGGAGUGAGCUGAUACUGGCAGUGGAGGAAGCACAGAGAAAGGAUCAACUUUAUCAGUUUACCAAGUCUAAGCAAAUGCGGAUUGAAAAGGAAUUGUCCAGUUUGCGACAGGUCUGUGUAAAACAGCAGCGAGACUUACACUUCCUUCAUGUCAACUUGGAAAGCUCUCAGGACUCCAUGCAGAAGCAUGAAAAGGCACCAAGUGAAAGGAGCACAGGGGCCACAUUCUCUGCCUCUGAAAUCCCCAGCAAGACACACAAGGGUAGGACUGAGGGCAGCCACAGGAUGUGCGAGGAGUGUGGAACUGCACCAGUUCCAGCAAGUAGGGUAAAACCCACCCCUGAGAUGUGUGAAGUAGAUAAUAGACAAUUACUGAAUGCUUCAGACUUGGAGGAAACUACCUCAGCGUUCUUAAACCAGUGUCAAAAAGCUGAGAAAGGCUUGGCCGUCCCUGCGGAAGAAGGAGAAAAGCAGGAUGUUGCAUCAAGCUUUGAUGAGCUAGACAGUGAAAAAUGUCGUGAGGCAAACAACACAAGGCCAUUGAGAAACAGGGAAAUUGGAGAGAAUGGAGUGAAAAGCAAAGACCAAAAAUCCUUUGACGUGUCUUUGCCUUCAUAUGAUCAUUGGCUAAACAUCAAAUCUCGUGUAGAUUUGCAAAGCACUUUGAUCCAGAACAAUAUCACAUCUGACAAAACUGAUAAUGAAGAGAGAUCUGACAUUGAGUCUGCCCAAAAAAGCAGAGAGUCUCCUGUGUCGUGCAAGUCUGAAUCUGAUGCUGGUAUUAAUAAUUUCAUCACAAAUAAAGAACGGUGGAAGCCGCUUUCAGAUCUGGAAUGGCUGGAGAUUUUCAAACCCAAGAAGAGAGAUGGAAGUACCUGCCAUGGAAAAGAUCACAACUGCUUCCAGACUGCACAAGAGAUGAAAUGUACCUGCUCAAAAAGUGAAGGAAACAUGGAUAUGAAUUCCCUCCACUUGGCUUCUCUCUCAGCAUCCACUCAGAAGAACGACAUGACUCAAAGUUCUGGGAAAUUGUCUGGUGAAGAUUCCCCUCUGGACAUCAGUGACCUAGCAGUGACUAAACCAACAAAGAGAUACUUCAUCAACACAGACACCAGUUCGCUGUUCUGGAAGCUGGAGCGCUCGUUGGCCCAGUCCCGACAGAUGCUGGCUGAUCUGGAGCUCAGCCUCCUCCACACAAGCCCUCCCUCCAUUCCCAACACCAACAACAUGAAUAAGAGGAAGAAAUUGUUUCCAUCAGAGAGGUAAUUCUGAGGACCAGAGAUCAUUGACCCGGCAGCUAUGAUGGAAAGUUACCUCAUUUUUUUCUGUGGUCCUCUUGAAUGUUUGAAAGACUCACAAGUGGCAAGAAGAUGUGACUCUGCAGGAAUGUAUUUUAUCUUGAAAUAAAACACAGAAUUACGCCAAGA
This is a messenger RNA of Sturnus vulgaris (Common starling), 2251 nucleotides long. RefSeq names its product coiled-coil domain containing 62 (gene CCDC62). Lineage: Eukaryota; Metazoa; Chordata; Aves; Passeriformes; Sturnidae. The record is from RefSeq and is a predicted model, not a curated record.